This is a messenger RNA of Pelagomonas calceolata, 1743 nucleotides long. Lineage: Eukaryota; Pelagophyceae; Pelagomonadales; Pelagomonadaceae. The record is from the annotation of a GenBank genome assembly.
CACUUUGCAGAGCAGAGCGCGCGAGGGGCAGCCCUCGGACGAUUGCAAGCAAAAGCGCAUGACGUCGGGCAGCUGUAGCUGGCACGCGUGCGGGAUGGACCGCACAAGGCUGAAACGCAGCUAGAGAUGGUGGAGCCCCUCGCGGACCGCGUGCUGGCGCUCACGCUGGCCGACGAGCCCGGGCAGCUCGCGGCGCUGCUGCUGGACCGGCCGCGCUGGGAGGGCCCGCUGGACGUCGAGGCGGCCUUCGGCGGGCGGACCCCCGAGGGCGCGGCGCCGCUGCACGCGGCGGCGGUCGGCGGCCGGAGCGCCUGCCUCGCGGCGCUGCUCGCCGCGGGCGCGCCGUCGGCGCGCGUCGAGCCGAGCGGGCAUACCGCAUUGCACCUGGCGUGCCAGGGCGGCCACGUCGCGUGCGCCGCGCAGCUGCUGGCCGCGUUCCCCGGCGAUGUCAAUGUUGAAACGGCCCGGGGCCACACGCCCCUCAUGGUCUGCCUCGAGACGACGCACGGCGACGCCUCGCGCGCCGCGGCGACGGCGCGGCUCCUGCUGCGCCGCGGCGCCGACCCGAUGCGGCGGCGGCCGACGGAGGCCGCGGGCGUGCUCGCGAACGCGGCGCUCUACGAGUGCUGCCUGCUGGGCCGCGACGCGCUCUGCCGCGCGCUCUGCGAGGGCUACGACGUCGCGGCGCAGGUGGCCUACAAGACGCGCGGGCAGAGCCACAACUGCUUCCACGCCGCCUGCGACCGCGGCCACGCGCGCUGUUUGCAAGCCGUGCUGGCCGCGUGCGGUGCGUCGUCUGAAGGAACGCGGGCCGCCGCGCGCGCGCUCAUCAGCGGGGCCGACGGCGACGGCGCGUGCCCGAUCCACCUCGCGGCGCACUCGGGCGCGGCGGCGUGCGUCCGGCUGCUCCUCGACUUUGACGCGUGCCUCUUAGGCCUGCGGAUGAACGCGUCGCAUCAGACGCCACUUUAUCUGGCCUGCGCCCGGGGGCACCUCGAGACCGUCGAGGUCUUGCUCGGGCACGCGUCGGAUGAAGCGGCCGAAGCGCCCGAAUUCACGCCGCUCCACGCCGCGGCGGCCUCGGGCGCGGCGGACGUCUGCGCGCUCGUCCUGUCGGCGCGGCCGGAACUGCUUCGAAUCGAGGACCCGGACCACCGCACGCCACUCGCCACGGCCGUGUCGCACGGCAAGCUCGAGAGCGCGCGGCUCCUCGCGAUCGCCGGCGCCGCGCCGCGCUACGGAGCCGUCGACCUCGUCGACGAGGCCCACGCGCGAAACCUCCCGGCGCUGGCCGCGUGGCUCCGCGACAUCUGCGUCUUCCGCGCCGCCGACGAGCCGCUUCCGGUUUUGUGCUUCGCGCCGGACCUGGGCGCGACGCACGUCCGGGCUCUGCUGCGCGCCGGCGCCGCCGCCGACGUCGUGGCGAUCCGAGCGCUCGGAGACGCGGUCGCCGACGGCGCCGACGACGCCGCGCCGGCCCCGCCGCCGCCGCCGCUCGCCGCCGCGACGCGGCCCUGGCAGCCGGCGACGCACGAGCUCUUCCCGCGCGCCGCGCGCGUCCGCGCCUACGUCGCGCUCGUCGUCCUGCGGCGGCGCCUCCCGGGCCUGCUGGUCGUCGACCGCGUGCUGCCGUUCGCCGUCGACCGGGGUGGCGCUCGCGUCGACGAGCAGGCCGCGCUCAUGGCGCUCGUCCUCGGGCGGAGGCCGUUCACGCUCGCGGAGCGGCUUCGCGGCGUCCCGUAA